Colletotrichum godetiae is the source of this 1374-nucleotide messenger RNA. Its product is annotated as HAD-like domain-containing protein. Bases 246 to 968 code for a protein of 240 amino acids. The transcript has 3 exons. The record is from RefSeq and is a predicted model, not a curated record. Lineage: Eukaryota; Fungi; Ascomycota; Sordariomycetes; Glomerellales; Glomerellaceae.
CCCAAGCAUGUGCCGGUUGUGUGCCGGCGUCGGCGAGUCUCCGAUUUCCUUGCGGGCCUAGUACGUGUGCCUUAACGAGGUCUCUGUGCUUGAACCCCUGACACAAGUAGUCACCGAUCAAUUUUAAACAAGCUUGCUACUUAUACAGCCACAGCCUUUAUCAGAAGUAUAAGCUCAUAUGAGACACCGCACGACCCCCUUGUUCACCAUCAAUACUCAAGUUUCGCCCCGAGAUAUACCGCCAGAUGUCUCCGUCCAAUAAACACGUUGUGUUCGACAUUGUCGGUACAUGUGUGUCGUACGAUGCCAUGUUCAACGCCCUUGAUCGACGACUGGGGGAUAAGCUUCGUGCUCAAGGUAUCAAGCCUCGGCUAUUGGGUUACCUUUGGAUCGAAGUCACUGAGCGGGAAUAUACCUACUUGAGUAUGAAUGGGCGCUACGUCACAUUCCGCGAUGUUUUCAGCAGCAUCUAUUAUCGAAUGCUUUAUAUGGCGGGCGUGCAAGAGCCUCAUGAAUUCUCCAACGAUGAGGAUCUUGAGUACAUUCUCCAGGAGUAUAUGAAGUUGGAAGCACGUCCAGGCAUUCCUGAAUGCUUUCAGAUUCUGAGAGACAACGGGUUCACUGUUUGGGCCCUGACAGCUGGCGAUGUGGAGCGCGUGGGAGGCUAUUUCAAACACAACGGCAUUCACAUGCCCGAGGAGAACUUCAUCUCUUGCGAUGGGUUCAAAAUUGGGAAGCCUGAUCCCCGGGUAUAUAAGCUAAUGCUGGACCGUCUCGGCGAUGAUGAGAAAUGGUUUGCGGCUGCACACAACUGGGACGUCACUGCUGCCCAGUUGGCAGGUUUCAAGGCAGCAUACUGCACUAUUUGGGAGAGAGAACUAUGUGAGGGACUGUUUGGCAAAAUGAACAUCACGGCAGAUACGUUUCCCGACAUGGCGCGCCAGAUUGUGGCGGCAUCUAGUGAAUAACAAGUCAAUGAAUUCCUGCCAUACCAAGAAGAUUUAGCGAUGAUCAAUGCCUAGGGAUUCGGAUCGGAGGUGCUUGGACAGGGACUUACGGCGAGAAAAGUUCAGGCCGCCAAAUCCCGAUGACAUUGCUUUUCUCUUGGUGCUUCAUUGUUCCCUUGAUGGAGUGCCAUGUUUGGGAUAGCCAAGCAACGGUCGCAGCGGCGGGCUGCUGACCGGCACGCUGUACUCUGGCUUGGACCGGUUAUGAAAAGACAACAUGGACUUGUUCGCCGUCGACUUACAGUGUGGGCUUAUCUCGAGACUGUCGGGGCAAGUACACCCCUGGCAGAGUGGAUCCCUCGCGCCCCGGCUUAUCUACCGCUAUUGUUAUCCUCCGCGUCUCCCCCCAUCUCAGGACAAGCUACCA